Molecule: messenger RNA, 464 nt
Organism: Pectinophora gossypiella (pink bollworm)
Lineage: Eukaryota; Metazoa; Arthropoda; Insecta; Lepidoptera; Gelechiidae
Product: odorant receptor 63a-like
Exons: 4
Coding region: 47-382 (111 amino acids)
Biological process (GO): sensory perception of smell; detection of chemical stimulus involved in sensory perception of smell
Cellular component (GO): plasma membrane
Molecular function (GO): odorant binding; olfactory receptor activity
Source: RefSeq, a predicted model, not a curated record
CUUGACAAUAUUUUGCCAGUUCUUAACGACUAGCAUUAUACUGUGCAUGACUCUCUUUAAAAUUACCAUCACCACAGAACCCAUCGAGCUGACCACACUAAUAUUCUACUUAAUUUGCGUAUUCUUAGAACUAUUAAUGUACUGCUACCCCGGCGAUUUGCUGAUUAAUAAGAGCCUCCUAGUGGCCGAAGCUGCGGCCCCUGGUCACUGGUGGGGCGACCUGCGCAGCCGCAGGGCGCUGAUUCUGUGCGCUAUGAGGGCACAACGCGCUUUACUCGUGAAUGCUGGUGGUGUGUUCCGAGCGUCGUUACCAACAGCAGCUGCUGUCGUGCGCACUGCUUACUCCUACUUUGCAGUAUUACAGCAGAAAAUGGAUGAUUAAACAUAAAAAUACACAUAACAUAAUAAGUAUACUCCUCCAUGCUGUCCCACUGCAGGUUGAUGGAGCUGUUUUUUAUAUGGCU